AUGGCCGAUGCAUCAGCUGUCGAGUCAAUGUCCUUACCAGUCCGAGUCGGCGAGAUCGCCCCCCAGUCGUUUGAUUCAAGCGAGUCUGCGUCGGCUAGCCAUACGGCCUUAUCGUCUUUUCAGGCGCCAGACACGCCCGUGCAUUGUGUACUGGAGUCGGGAACGAGCAGCGAGGGUCGUGCCGAAGUGAUCAUCGAGCCGCGGGGACAGGGCACCGCGGUCAGCAAUUCGAUUCAAGGAAGCGUAUCCGAUGGACGUACCUUGCAACCACAGCCGCCUAACACCCCCACCACUUGUACUGGCCCCAGCACUGCACGCGAGGGGUACAAUGCGCCACAGCUUCACCAGCGCGUGUCGAUGAACGACGGGCUUCAACAUGGUGGGCCAGUCCCCUUGCGAGCUGAUGCUCGUCUGCUGCAGCCCUCACCCAGCGCUCCGCAUGAUAACGGAGCUGAUAAUCGAGCUACUGUGGGCGAAGGGCGAGCGGUUCGAGUCGCUCGGAGUGACCUCCCAGAACUUGUAUCUGGUUCAUCUGUUACGUGCCCUACCGGUCGUGUCAACACCGACGAAGAGAUCGUAUAUCCCACCGGUGAUCACCAUAUGUAUGCCCAAUCGACCAGCACCUCAACCAUCGGAGAUGUAAGCGCUGGAGUCAGUUGCGAAGGAAACGAGGAGAGCAUCCCGGAUGAGCCACUUGAAGCAUCGAAUCGUGACUCUAGUAAUGCUCCUCCUGACGCUCGCAGCGAGCCUCGCGCCGAUGAUGACGUAAUUCUGUUGGGAGAGCGGCACGAACCGCCCUUGUUGGAUGCUCAAAUCUUUACGGUGCAGGUCGCUCACGUCGAUGAGACUAUACUCGGUCCCAAUGAGGAGGAGUGCGCUGCGGCCGACGGCCAGUCGCCAACUAGCUCAUCCGUCCAGGAAUCGAACUCGAUGCCUAGCAGCUCUGUUCCCACCUCUCCCCGAUUAGUUGCGCUCAGCGUGGGCGAAGGCACAUUGUCAUCAUUGACCCAGCUACCGGCGCUGGCUGAAGCGGGCGCUGGUAUGGACUCGCACGCCACACAGCGCAUCCACCAGCCGGCGACACCUGAAGGUCCUUCCCUUAACACUCCGCUCGAAUCCUCUCGGGAAUCAGGCCACGUCCGCCACCAGAUGUCCGCAGGAGGUCCUAUCUCACCGGAGAGGCAGAGCCUCGAUCGCCGGAACCGAGCUGUCUCGUUGUUGGAUGAGAUUACCUCGUCGAUCAGCUGCGUAUCGGAGUCGUCUCCUUCAGCCCCAGGCUCCGGGACAAUACCCGGGACGACAAAUUUCGGCUCGUCUUCCAUGAAUUCGGCUCGCCAGACACAGCACGCACCAGGGUCCGAUGCCGAUGUGUCUCUUUCCCUCCCCGCACAGGACGGCGAUGCGCCGCUGCUCCCACCGAAGUCUGCAUUCAGCAGCACACAUUCUGACAGCUUCCUCGAACCGACCACCCCUAAACCGGAUUACGCAUUGAUUGGGCCUCCAGGUCAAGCAGUAACCACGGGUGCUGGUGACCUGCUAUCGGAACGGAACGCAUCACGCGACAAUGAUCGAAUCCUUGCGAGACAGCAGCACCCGGCUUUAGCCAGGGAUCACUUGAAGCAGACGAAGGGGCUUGCCAGUGCGCCAGGCUCAACCACCACUGCGCGGAUCAACUGGACCCAGGAUUCCAGCAUGCUGUCCUCAGGCUACGCGGCGCGGCGUGAACAGGGGGGAAUACGCUACCCCAAAAUGCACUCACUGGUUGGGCGCAUACAUCACCCGCCGGAUACAAUCCGUUGUCGCAAUUUCCCGUGGCGGCGGCAUCAUCCAGAGGCGAGGACGUUUUACGAGCCACGAUCCCACCUCGUGGCCAAUUCAUCUUAG
Molecule: messenger RNA, 1884 nt
Organism: Fomitopsis serialis
Lineage: Eukaryota; Fungi; Basidiomycota; Agaricomycetes; Polyporales; Fomitopsidaceae
Exons: 2
Coding region: 1-1884 (627 amino acids)
Source: RefSeq, a predicted model, not a curated record